GGGAGAGGCUGCUGGCAGGCACUGGGGGGAGCUUAUAGUGAGUGCGAGGCGGUGAGUGCGGCCUCCAUGCCUGGCUCCGGCUGCAUUGUGGGAGUCUGACCUCACUCACUCGCCGACAUGGGAGCCGUUACGGACGGUAAGUCUCCUCUCUGACUGUAGGUAGCCCUGGGCCCCCUUUACUCCCCUCCCCGGUAACCCUCACACCGCCGGAGCAGGCAGGGAGCCGGCUAGGCCGCAAAGCCGCGGUCUGGAUUGAACAGCCUGCCGGGCACAGUGCAUUCUCAGGGGGAUAGACCCAAUGAUUCACCCAGGCUUCUCCAUACAGCAUGGCCUAGCCUGGGAGAAGCCCUUGUUACUUCUACUGAUUCAUUAUUCCAUAUGUUUAGCACUAAGCUCCCUGGUAGUAAUGCUUAUAGGAGCUGAGAGUAGAUUGUAAGCUUUGCUGGCUAAAGCAGUGUACAGGCUCCUUUAUUUUAUUUUUAGAUCCUUCCCCUUUUUCACUUGUAAAUACUUCACUGUUUCCAUUAUUUGUCCAGGUAUAAUAUUUAGAGUUUUAUUUUUUAUUUAACAUUCUAAAUUCCAGCCACUGAUUAUCAUUUUAUACAAUGGGGGUUUAUUUAGUAAACUCAGAAUUGUAACAAAUUAAAAUUCAAAUGGCAAUAUGCAGACUAAAAUAACCCAGAAUAGCCAGGAUGUUACUGCAAGUGAUUCAGAGAACCCCCACACCAGCUAUUGUUGACUACAUUUUGGAAUUUAGUGAAUAAACUCCCAUUAGUUCAGCUAUUUUGGUCAAAAACAUUAAUUUCAUGCUUGCAGUCCUAUGGACUGUAAGCUCGUUUGAGCAGGGUCCUCAUUAUUAUUAUUAUUAUUAUUUAUAAAGCGCCAGCAAAUUCUGUAGCGCUGUACAAUGUUGUUCCUGUAACAUUUUGUAAUUGUCUCAUUUAUUGUUAAAUUUAAACAGCGCUGCAGAAUAAGUUGGCGAUAUAUAAAUACCUAUAAUACUAACUUGUGAAUUUUAUCACUUUCUGGGUUUUUGUAUGUUUUCAAAGAUGAAAUGCACACCUCAUGUGUGGUGGCCAGGAGGAUAAGCUGCAGAGAGAUGUACUUUCCUGAAACGUGACAUCUUGGGAGAUGAUGGAGACCUACUUCAAUUCCUGGCACAUAACUUGCUAGGAACCCACAUCACUGACCUGUGCAAGAUCCCACAAGAUCAGAUGAAACUCAGUUGCUCGCAGUGCACAAUGUUUCACAGCUGUCGUUAAAACUUUGUCUUAUAAUGGCUUCUGAUACUUUGUCUUAUAUCUUUUGGUUGUUGAGAAUUUUGAUCAAAUUCCAAGCAGUCAAUAUGAGUAGUUCAUAAGCAUUGUAUCUUUAUGAAACACUCCAAGAUGAUAGAGCUAUUUUAAAGGAAAACUGUAGUGUUAGGAAUACAGGUGGUCCUUACUUUCCGACAUACCUGUUUUACGAUGGCUCACACUUACGACCAGCUCUCUAGCGUGGGGAUUCCCUACAUUAGAGAGCUUGUCUAUGUUCGGGGUAACAUAGACCUGCUCUCUUGCACAUCCUCACUUACUGACCAAUUUGUUUUACGACCUGGUCUUAAGAACAGAACUCGGUCGGUAAGUGAGUAGUGCCUGUACAAAAUUGUAUUCCUAAACCUAUAGUGCCCUCUGAUCGCCCCCUUCGUCGCACCCCCCUCCCUUUGGCACAUAAAGGGGUUAAAAAAAAAAAUAUUUACUUACCUGAUUCUGUAUGUUCCUCAGCGCUGGGUUGCUUUCCACGUCAUCCGAUGGGGGUGACCUAAUGCGCAUGUGUAGCGAGCACUUUCUGUUUCCCUUCGUCCUGCAAUGUAAAACAUUGCAGUUUCAGGGAAACUAAUGUUUAUAUUGCAGUUCAAAAAUGGCCUCUAAUGGUGGUUCCAGUAGUGUCACAAGGUUUGACUCUGUAAAAGGACGAUGGACUUCCUCACACUCUUCAUGAGGAUGUCCAGCGUCAGAGAAAACCCAGUGCCUCAAUGCUUUCCUACUGGGUUUUCUCUGACGCUGGACAUCCUCAUGAAGAGUGUGAGGAAGUCCAUCGUCCUUUUACAGAGUCAAACCUUGUGACACUACUGGAAGCACCAUUAGAGGCCAUUUUUGAACUGCAAUAUAAACAUUAGUUUCCCUGAAACUGCAAUGUUUUACAUUGCAGGACGAAGGGAAACAGAAACUGCACCCAGACCACUACAAUGAGACGAAAGGGUCUGGGUGCCAAUACUGUUGCUUUAAAACAGACAAUUGUGGGGUCUUUGUAUUUUUCAAAGACACCUUAUUGAGACAUGUUGAUCAUAAGUUGGUAACUUGGGGGGGUUUGUUAAUUUAAGUUCUCAUUCCUUAGUACUUUUAUCUUUUACAUGCCAGCAGUUAUGCUUAUUGACUCAAGGAAAGAUCUUGCAAGAUUACAAGAACUACCUUGAUAAUCACAAAACCGUUCUAUGAAAGAUGUUGCAAGAUUUUAGGACCUACCUUGAUAAUCUUGCACUUGUGCUGUUCCCAUUAGCUGCCUCACCAUGGCAGGAUGUGGACUGUCUGUCUGUGUCCACGUUUCAGAACUCACAUUAAACAAAGAGGAAGAGUUUUCAAAGUGUUUUGGUCUAAAUAUUGCAAAAGUGAUCAUAGGAACCGCACUCCAUCCCAGUAGCCACCGGUGCUCCGGAACAGAACCAGCAAUCCCAACACGUUAAGGCAGCAAGAAAGAUUCCCAGGCACUCAAGGUGUGAAAGCCGCAGGCAGAUUUAUUGAAACAAAAAGACAGCGAGCUUGAAAAAAACCUCUCAGUAGGUUGAAACGUUGCUGUCUUUUUUUUUUUUUUUGUGGCUUUCACACCUUGAGUGCCUGGGAAUCUUUCUUGUUGCCUGGUCUAAAUAUUGUUCUAAAGUACUAGACAUUAGGUAAUUACCAUGUAGACCAAUGGAACGAGCAAAAAUAUUCCAUUGAUGAUUCUUCCCCUUUUUACAUUUCUUCCAUCACUUUUUAGAAUAGAACGCUUUGCUCCAUCUCCUCCAAUGUCUUGUGUAACCUUUUUUGACUGAGUUGGAAUUAAUAGGAAAUUCCACCACUGACCAUAAUCUACCUUAAAGGGUUACUCCAACCCUUUUGAGUGAGAGAGUGCUAUUCUGUGGAAAAUGAGCACUUGCAUGUGCACUACAAGCUGCAAAAACAAGUGUUUACCUGGAAUCCAGCACAAGGUGAAGCUCGUGGCGUUGACUUCACACCUCUGUCUUAUGUCAUAUGGGCCUUGCAAGGUCCAAUCACAGACUUCUCAUAGAGAAACCUCUGAUUGGACCAUUAAGCUGGCGAAGGAUUUUAAAAAAGGAUUUAAAAAAAAAAAAAAAAAUACCAGAAGGGCGGAGUAAGGAGAAAACUAUCUACCCCUUGCAGGUGCUCUGCCUGCAAGGGGAGAGAUUAGCACGCCUGUCGCCAGUGUGCUUUGUGCACUGAUGACAAAUGCAAAAUAUGCACAGAAUUGACAUUGGCAGCUCGGAACAGGGUUCUGGCUGCAAAUGCCACGUUUACUGGGGGGUGCAACUAGCUCCCAGCACACAAUUGACAAUCACACUGCACAUUAAUAAGCACUUCAAAUCAUUAAAGUAGUCAUGGUGUUUGGAGUAACUCUUUAAUGAAAAGCUCAGAAGUGACAGUGCCAUAUUGAAUAAAUAUAUCUGAUAGUUUUUAAAAGGUGAUAAGUAAAAUGGUGGACAGCUUCCAGCACCUAUAUAGGACAGAUUCUUCUGCGAUGCUCAGUCUUCCUUUGGAUCUUCUGUUCCUGUAGAUUCAAAGUCCCAUUAGUCUUUGCGAAUCUAUGGAUGUUUGAUUAUUCUGGAAGUUGUAGUACAUGUUUACAGCUGAUUUACUGCAAGUAAGUCUUUGUCCACUCAAACCUUUUUAAGCAUGUAGAGCAUGUUAUGAAUGCUAGCAGAAUAUUGAUUGCAAUGUUUGUUUUCUUUUUUUAUUCAGUGACAGUAAUAAUGAUAGGUGAAAUGUGAAUGACCAUGUUGUUGUUGUUGUUGUAAUAGAACAUUAAGAGAGAUUAGUUGUCCUCUGUGAUUAUUCCAGAAAACCUGUGCCUGCACAAUAAUACAUAAUGCCUCCUGAUGUUUGUAAACAAGCCAAUGUAGUAUUCUUUGUAAUAUAUGCUACAAGAGGUGAUUUAAGUAUUUUUUUGAAGCACUCCAGUUAUUGACACACCCAGCACCAUUACAGCACACUAGAGGGGUUAUGUUGUCAGAAGCCUAGGUGCCAUCCCAUGCUUAGUAAUCUAACCAUUUUAGAACGAUUUGAAAACUUACCUGGAUCCUGUCAGGCACCCGCAGCUGCAAUCCCUGCAUCAGGUCUUCUCCAUUAACAGAAUGUGGUUAGCUUUAUAGAGCUAAGCAGGGCCCGGCAGUACCGCACAUAUGGCCUGAGAGUGUCCUGAGAGAGUGUCCACCAGAGAGCGCUGUCGCGAUAAGGAAGUGGCUCCACCAGUCAGGAGCUCUUAAUUCUUGGUGAUGUUUGAACUUAUCUCAUGUAGAAUAUGUAAUCUAGUCUCUUGCUUGGAGUGUCUUUUAAAAUCAUCCUGUCUGCUUUUUGCUUUAUGUUUUGCUGGCAAAUAUUUAUAAGUAAUACCUGAGUUCUGCAUUGCUGUCAUAUCAUAAACAUGCCCAUAAUCUGCAGUUCAGUAUUCUGUUUAGUGUUGCUGCUAAACUAGUGAUGUUUUGCCUUGUUCCUGGUACUUAGCCUGUUGUUUUGUUUGAUAGAUGAAGUUAUACGCAAGAGACUUUUGAUUGAUGGUGAUGGAGCUGGCGAUGAUCGAAGAAUUAACUUGAUGGUAAAAAGUUUCAUAAAGUGGUGCAAUUCCAGCGCCCAGGAAGAAGGGUAAGACUGAUUUCAGUUUGUCUUUGUCUUAAUAUUUUUCAACUGUAUUUAUCUGUUUUCGUUCUAUUUAUUUUUCUGUUGCAGUGAUUAUGACAGUGUCACAUUACAACUGUUUAAGGGACACUAUAGUCACCAGAACAACUACAGCUUAUUGUAUUUGUUCUGGUGAGUAUAAUCAUUCCCUUUAGGCUUUUUGCAGUAAACACAGCUGCCCAUCCUCCAGGUGCCCAAAGGAGCCAUGUCACAGUAUGGCAGAGCAGGCACCUUCUUAACCUUGAUGACAGGUGCUGCUCUGCCAUCAAAUGACGGUGCCCGGAGGAGAAUGCAGGCGGCGAGGUCUUCUUGCAGGCUCUCCGUCCUCUGUGAUGCCGGGAGCCAGAAUAUGCCGUAAUUUCUGCUGAGGCAUACUAAACAGCGGGCGGGAGGAGUGAGAGGCUGCCCCACACUGGAAGCCAGGGAGGUGAAUGUUUGAGUGUUUGUCAGUGAGUGUAUGUAUGUCAGUUAGUGUCUGUGUAUGUGUAUCAGUGAGUGAGUAUAUGUCUGUCAGUGAAUGUGUGUGUCUGUCAUUGCGCGUGUGUGUGUGUGCAUGUCAGUGAGUGUCUGUGUGUCUGUCUGUCAGUGAGUGAGUAACAUGAAGGGGAGGCAAAAUGGAUCUUUGCCUAGGGUGGCAGAAAUCCUUGCACCGGCCUUGAGUAAACACUGUCUUUUCAGAGAAAAUUAAGUGUUUACAUUACAGCCUAGGGAUACCUCCAUUGGCUACUAGAGAUCCUGGGGCAGUCCUGCCUAGUGUGUCGCACUGCCAUUCAAUGUCUCCAUUACCUGCAUGCAGACACUGAAUUUUCCUCAUAGAGAUACAUUGAUUCAAUUAAUCUCUAAAGGAAAUGCUGAUUGGCCAGGGCUCUGCUGAUUGACCAGUGACUUGUGCUGGCUCUGCCCCUGAUCUGCCUCCUUGACAGUCUCAGCCAAUCCUAUGGGGAAGCAUUGUGAUUUACUCAGACCACCACUUCUUAUAAUGACUGCUGGGAGGUCAGAGGCAGCAGCUUCAACCUUGAAUACAAGUAAGAUUUUACUAUAUUUAGGGAGGCAAGUGGGCGCCAGGGGGGCUAGAUGGCGGUUUUAACACCAUAGGGUCAGGAAUAAAGGUUUGUGUUCCUGACCCUUUAGUGUUCCUUUAAACUGUGUAGUUCUUUGUAGCAUUUGAUUACACAAUACACAAUAUUGGUGGUUUAAAUGCCCAGAAAUUCUGUUUCUAUUAUGGUAACGGAGAGGCUCUAUAAACUAGAAAUUAUCUUCUUUUUUUUUUUUUUUUUACAACUGCUAUUUAGUCAGUAAGGACUAAUGCUGAUAUGAUAUAUGAUAUGAUAUGAUUAAACUCACACCUAUCAUAGGAAUGGCUUGACAAGGUAACAUAAAAAAACGUAGUUUGUAUCACUGAUAAGAAUAACUAUGGGUUGACGUACAUUUGACUCACAGAGACUGGUUAUAAAGUUCUGUAUUUGUAAGUUGAAUAGUUUUUACAUGUGUUAUAACAAUGAAUACCCUGUCUUUUGUAGAAAUAUCUUAAAUUAAGGAGUUUAAGAAUAAAUAAUUUUUGUAAAAUUAGGAGGAGAAAAAAAAAAAAAGAAGAAUCACUAAAUGGCGUAAUUCUAUUCUUCACUUAUCUAUAUUGUUAUUCAGUGAAUGCCAUGUAAGGGAUCUUUUAUAUCCAGGCUUGUCAGAUCUCAUGGAGACUAGGAAUUUUGCCUGGGUGUUUGUCAGACCAUUCGGCUGAGGGGGAAUGAAGGCGGCGCAAGCAAUGCGGGUGUCAAAGGAACUGAAAUCUCCAAGGUCUGCUCUGCUCGCUCGUGCCACCUGGUGUGAUGCCAGGAGCCUGAAUACAAUGUCACUCCGGCCCGGCAUCACUAAACGGGGCGGAAGAGUGCAGAGCAAGAAGAGCUUGAAGAUUUCAGCACCCAGUUAAAGGAUCCACUCCAGCUCUCCCAAAGGUAGGGAGGCUGGGUGAACUUAAUAAAAAAAAAUUAUUAUAAUUUGUGCGUGUGUGAGAGAAUGUAAAAGUGUGCCUGUCUGCCAGUGAGUAAAAACAGUGAUUGUGUGUCUGACUGUGAGUGCUUAUGUUUAGGUGAUCGGCUCCCCCUCCGAUUGCAUGGGAAAGGUGUUUUUACUUACUGGCAGACCAUGCAGAGCGUGGAGACUCUGAUUGUAGGUGUUGAGCAUUCUGCAGCACUGUUCUAAGAAGCACUUCUAGUGGAUGUCUAGGCAGCAAUGUAAACACUACCUUUUUUUCUGGAAAGACAGGAUUUUCACUGCUUGGCCUGGAGGGACAAGUUAUGGACACCAGAGCCACUACAUUAAAGGGACACUAUAGUCACCAGAACAAAUAAAGCUUAUUGUAUUUGUUCUGGUAAAUAUCCUUUCCUUCAGACUUUUUGCAGUAUACACAGUUUUUUUUUUCAGAGAAAAGGCAGUGUUUACAUGACAGGGUAGGGAUACCUCCACUUGCCACUCCUAAGAUGGCUACUAGAGGUGCUUCCUGGGGCAGUGAUGGAGACCCUGAACUUUCCUCAUAGAGAUGCAUUGAUUCAAUGCAUCUCUAUGAGGAGAAGCUUAUUGACCAGCACUGUGUUUGGCUUGGGCUGGCUCUGCCCCUGAUCUGCCUACUGACAAUGUGAAAGCAUUGUGUUUGGCUGAGAGAUUUACUUCUGCUGAUGUCAGCCAAGCAGGCAUAUCAGGGGCAGAGCCAGCAGCAGCAGACUACUAGCUUUAUUGCAGGGGAGCUAGAUUGGGUUUUUAACACUAUAGGGUCAGAAAUACAUUGUGUUCCUGACCCUAGAGUGUUCCUUUAAGAUGUAGUGGUUCUGUGACUAGAUUGUCCCUCGAAGAAUUGUAUUUUUGUUGAUGAAAAUAAAACUUUGUCAGUAAAAAAAGAAAAAAAAUCCUGACUCCUAACUUUGUUUUGCUAGCUCCUAGAUUUCAAGCAAAUUUGUCAAGCCUUGCUUUAUAUGCUAUUUUGAUUGUAAGUUCUCCUGUCUAGAGAACUUUUACUAUUUCAUAGAACAUGUGUAGCACGCCUCAUUGGAUACAUUUUACACAUGCACAGUAGAAUAGUGUUGCCAAAUUAUGUUGGUGCAAAAUGUUCUUCUAUAAUAUGCACAUGUGAAAUUAUAUCUUUAUUGCAGAGAGGGAACUGUUAGCGACAGCUCCUCUCUAAUAAACACUAUUUUAACAUUUAUCUGGGUGAAUCAUGCAGUGUAGGCAAGUAGAAAACUAACUUGUUUUUGUUACACUUUCCUGUGUCUUGCAUGAACUCUGGCUUCCUUAUUCUGUUUCCACUUUUAAUUUUAAAUAUUGGAAUGGGAGGACACAUGCAAAUAAGAAUCCCCACCAAUUUGUGAUUCAAAAUGCUGCUUUGAAUGGACAUUAUAGUCACCAAAUCAACUUUAGCUUAAUGAAGCAGUUUUGGUGAGUAGUUCAUGCCCCUGCGUUUUCGUUGCUAAAUUCUUUCAUUUAGGAGUUAGAUCACUUUGUUUAUGCAGCCUUAGUCACACCUCCCUGCAUGUGACUUACACAGCCUUCCUAAAUACUUCCUGUAAAGAGUCAUUGGGCAGACUAGAUGGGCCAAAUGGUUCUUAUCUGCUGUCAAAUUCUAUGUUUCUAUGUUACAUCACAUUCUAUGAAUCAUCAAAUGGUUUCACUUCCUUUAAUGCAAAUUCUGCUUAAUUUAGAAUUACUUAUUUCCUGCUCAGUUAAUAGCUUGCUAGACCCUGCAGGAUCCUCAUGUAUGUAAUUAAAUAUCAGUUUCCAAAAAAUGAAGCCAUUUCGUUUUCAUGCAAGCUGCUAAACCGAAACAAAAGUGAUUUUAAAUCUUAAAUGACCGUGGAUUGACCAGUGAAACUUCAGAGGCAUAAUCUAUACAGCAAAACUGCUUCAUUAAGCUAAAGUUGUUUUGGUGACUAUAGUGUGCCUUUUAACCUUUCCAAUAAAGCUGCCUCUUGACUUCACUCAAGUCCCUAGUUCUCUGUGCCAUAUAUAGUUUUGGCAUAAAACCUUAAAAAAAAAAAAAAAUAUAUAUAUAUAUAUAUAUAUAUAUAUAUAUAUAUAUAUAUAUAUAUAUAUAUAUAUAUAUAUAUAUAUAUAUAUAUAUAUAUAUAUUUAUAUUUGAGAGGGCCCAUAUUUUCUAUCAUCUAGGUUGUGACCAACACAAUGCAAUCUUUAGAAGCAGAAUGAAUAUUUUGGAUCCACACUCCUAAUUAUUAGACUGAGAUAUAACUGAGAUCCUCCUUCAUUGAUCCUCCAUGUCCUGUGUUUUUCAGAUAUACCCAGUACCAGCGAAUGCUGAGCACCCUAUCUCAAUGUGAGUUUUCCAUGGGAAAAACUCUUCUCGUACAUGAUAUGAACCUGCGGGAAAUGGAGAAUUAUGAAAAAAUAUAUAACGACAUUGGUAAGGAGACUUUAUCUACACAUGAAACAAUAAAUCUGUUUUAUUCAUUUUAUUUUGUCAUGAAAAAUCUAAGGUAUUGCUUAUAGAGACAUGUCAGCCAACCAUAUUACCGUGGUAGAGCUAACAAGUAUAUUGUCAAUAUUUGAGAUCAACCAUACGGCAUAUUCAUGUUGGGGCUGUUUGGAUUAUUUUGGUUGUGGGGUUAUUUUCUUGCUCAUCCUUCACCCCUUUAUUCUCUGUGGUUAAGAGAUAUAUCGUAUUAGAUGGCUAUUAGGCAGCUAUCUUUAUUCUAGGAUCAGCUUCGUUAUUUCGAGACUGAGUGGGAAAACAAGAUUAAAAAUUCUUAUCGUUUUAUAAUUCAAGAUAUUCAAACUGUGGAUUAUUUGUUGUACAAAAUUGUUUUUUGUUUUACAUCGAUGGAUACAAAUAUAUAAAUUGUUUUUAUCAUCCAUAAAUAUAAGCAGAUCAAUAAUUUACAAAAAAAAUAAUUGUAAAUUCUGAUGGAUCCUCUUCCCUUUUUUAUUAUUGUUAUUUUAAUUUUAUGCUAAGUACCUAAUAACUAUUUGAAAAGAGAGAGAGAGAGAGAGAGAGAGAGAUAUAUAUAUAUAUAUAAUAUAACAAAAGGGGGUUGGCUGCACUCACCUUAACAUGCAUAAAUGGGGGUGCUGCUGGGGGCCAAAUAAUACAAAACACAAGAUCCAGCGCACUCACCUAUCCACUAAACAGCAACUUCAAUGUUGAAAGAUUUUAUUAGUUUUUUUAAAAACACCUAAUCUAGGCAAAAAUAAUGGGGGUUUAGUUACAUUAUAUGAUCAUACAUUGCAUAAGCCUGCCACAACGUCAAUGUACCCCAUCUUUGGCAGGUCCUACACUAACAGCCUAAUGUCUGCUCUUAUGAGAUUAACCUACUUGGGGAAAGAAAUUCCAUCUGGGGCUCUCUGCAGUACAAGGCUAAAUAGGGCCCUGGGAUGAGGCACCUGUGACAGGGAGGGGUGCAAAACCAAGGAGUUGGCUAGACUCCCCAAAUAUAUAUAAAACAAAAGGGGGUUGGCUGCACUCACCUUAACAUGCAUAAAUGGGGGUGCUGCUGGGGGCCAAAUAAUACAAAACACAAGAUCCAGCGCACUCACCUAUCCACUAAACAGCAACUUCAAUGUUGAAAGAUUUUAUUUGUUUUUUUAAAAACACCUAAUCUAGGCAAAAAUAAUGGGGGUUUAGUUACAUUAUAUGAUCAUACAUUGCAUAAGCCUGCCACAACGUCAAUGUACCCCAUCUUUGGCAGGUCCUACACUAACAGCCUAAUGUCUGCUCUUAUGAGAUUAACCUACUUGGGGAAAGAAAUUCCAUCUGGGGCUCUCUGCAGUACAAGGCUAAAUAGGGCCCUGGGAUGAGGCACCUGUGACAGGGAGGGGUGCAAAACCAAGGAGUUGGCUAGACUCCCAAAUAUAUAUAAAACAAGAGGGGGUUGGCUGCACUCACCUUAACAUGCAUAAAUGGGGGUGCUGCUGGGGGCCAAAUAAUACAAUACACAAGAUCCAGCGCACUCACCUAUCCACUAAACAGCAACUUCAAUGUUGAAAGAUUUUAUUUGUUUUGCACCCCUCCCUGUCACAGGUGCCUCAUCCCAGGGCCCUAUUUAGCCUUGUACUGCAGAGAGCCCCAGAUGGAAUUUCUUUCCCCAAGUAGGUUAAUCUCAUAAGAGCAGACAUUAGGCUGUUAGUGUAGGACCUGCCAAAGAUGGGGUACAUUGACGUUGUGGCAGGCUUAUGCAAUGUAUGAUCAUAUAAUGUAACUAAACCCCCAUUAUUUUUGCCUAGAUUAGGUGUUUUUAAAAAAAACAAAUAAAAUCUUUCAACAUUGAAGUUGCUGUUUAGUGGAUAGGUGAGUGCGCUGGUUCUUGUGUUAUAUAAUAUCUCUAUCUGAGCGGUAAUGUGGGAUUGGAAAACCUAUAAUCACAUUUUAGGCAUGUGCCACCAUAAAUCAAAAACUUGGGAUGUAUGUCAAAAUGUAUUGUCCUCUGUAUUGAGUAAUAACUCCCUAUAGCUCCUUUUGAGUGGACACUAACAAGUUUGUAUUUGCAUUGUCUCCUUACAUGUGAAGAGAGUAGCAUUGCUGCAGCGCAUGAGAAAAUUGCAGAGUGCAAGAAGCAGAUCUUGCAAGCGAAACGCAUCCGAAAGAAUCGUCAAGGUAAAAAAACACCCCCUUAUUAUAGUGGCACUGGUUAAUUAAUUCGUUCACACAAACAAAUGUAUAAUCCACUAAAUUUUCAUUUUCAGAAUACGAUGCGUUGGCCAAAGUGAUACAGCAUCACCCAGACAGACACGCAACAUUAAAGUAAGAGAACAUUAUGUAUGAGGUACUAUAGAAGAUGUUGCAAUAAAUAAAUUGGCUUAGACACAUGUGAAAGAAUGACAAGAUCCCUUGCUCGACUGCAUGAGUCAUUACAUGACAUUCAAUGCAUUAGUAUUAACAGGAGUGUCAGCAGCCGCAAGUGGUUUCAGUUCUAUAUAAUUUAAAACCCAAGAUCAACGAUCUGUUGAACUAAGGCUUGAAAUGGUUUAACUCUACCUCAAGUAGAACUUUAGCACUGUAGUGUAGCAAAUUCUUGGGAAAUUUGUGUUUUGUUUUUUUGUGUACAUCUGCCAUCUUGGUUCUUUUGUCUCUAGUGGUGGUUUUUUGUCCAUAUUUAAAGAUGGACAUUGUGCAGCAAUUAUAACCCCUUUCUAACAGAAACUACAUCAUAUUUAAUGAAAUUCUUCUUGUUAUGUUACUGUAGCUCCUUCCCCUAGUUUAUUCCCUUCCUGACAAGCAGCCAUCAUCUCUGCACUUCACUCACUAAAAAUUCAUUAAGAGCUCGGAGGUUUGUAUCUUCCAACACACACACAUUUAGAAGGCUCUACAUCUGGUUAAUUGUGCGCAAUUUUGUUGUAGGAUUAAAAAAAUGUUGUUUUGGUCAGUUUAUAAAUAUCCAAUUUAUAUCUUCCUGUUUUUUGGGUUUUUUUUUUUUUUCUUCAGACAACUUGAUACUUUAGGAGAAGAGCUUCAGCAAUUGUCACAAACUAAACAGAAUGUGGAGGAUAAGGUAAGAUUCCUUUUAAUCAUUUUUCUAUCUUUUCAGCUGUGUAGAAUUUCAGUUUGAAGAUGCUUAUUUUGGUUUGCAUGCUAAUAAAAAUUAGUUUCAAUAGGCUUUGCUGCAAACGAAUUGUGACUUAAGUAAAAUAAUCCGAAUAAUAGUGUCCUAAUCAGCUAUAUAAAGAGAUGGGAAUGAUUUGUCCUACAUAUGAUUUUACUGAUAUCAAAAUGACUUGGCUUAGUAGAGUUCUACUUUCUGAAGACUAACUUUUUCACUCAAGAUUGUAGAGAGAUUGUAAUUUUUGCAGGUCAGUAGGUUAUGAUAUGCGGGGUCAAGUUUGGUAAUAAGGUAAAAUAACAGAAGUUUAUUUAUUUUAUUUUUUUACCUAAUGUAUUUCUUUAUUUUGUAGCUGGAAUUAAGGAGAAAACAGUUUCACGUUCUUCUCAAUACCAUUCAUGAGCUUCAACAAACUCUAGAAAGUAAGUUAAUCUUCUAUUCUGAUUUUCGGCAUAUUAAUGUAAAUAAAAGUCAAGAGCAGCAUGUUAAACACACAAUAAAAGAGAGGAUAGAAAAAAACACACAAUGAAAGAGCAGACUGAGUGCUCAUUUAGAGACUUGCUUUGAAUAAGGCAAUAAAAGGGAAUCGGUAUGUUUACUAAAAUUUUCACAUAAAACACCUUGGAUUGUGCUGAUUUUAGAAUUAUAUACAAACCCAAAAAUAAAGCAGUGGCUUAGUAUCGAACAGCUCAAAAUAUAUAGUAGUAAAAAAACACGAGACCGUUACCUGCGCUCUGGCCCAAAUCUCUAUGUACAUCUAAACGAACUGGAGGCUCUUUAGUUUUAUUCCAAUGGCCAUUUGAAUAUAUAAGAUCACCUGCCACAUCAAGGCAAGCCUCAAUAGGUGAGUCCUACACUAGCCAUUAGAUAUGCUGAUAUCAGCCAAGAAUCUCCAAUGAGACAGGAAGGGGUAUUUUAUAAACCCUUUCACAUUUAACCCUUUAUAGGGCUUCUACACAUACAAUAAACUUUGAUGGUAUCAGACAAAGGUAGACGUUUCUUCCCCCCCCACGCCGUCUACUAUAAGAUUCCAUCAGUCGUCAGCUAGAAAGAAAUAAAGGAAACUCUCCCAAAGUUGAAAGUUUCUCUAUGCUCGUGUGAAGAUAUUUGUGUAUUUUGGGAGUUGCAUCAAAAGCAAAUGAUUAUUUAAAAGGAAACAAAGUGUAUACAAUAAUUAGCUUGUGUUACCAUGUGUAACCACAAUGUCUCAAGGGGUAGGCAACCUUCGGCACUCCAGAUGUUGUGUACUUCAUCUCGCCUGAUGCUUUGCCAGCAUUAUGGUUGCAAGAGUAUUAUGGGACUUAUCGUACACAACAUCUGGAAUGACCAAUCUUGCCUGCCUUUGGUUUGUACCAGGCAUAGGCAACCUUCGGCACUGCAGAUGUUUUGGACUACACCUCCCAUGAUGCUUUGCCAGCAUUAUAGGUGUAAGAGCAUUAUGGAGGAUCUAGUCCACAUCUGGAGUGCUAAAGGUUGCCUACCCCCCGGUUUAUACUAUUACAUCAGAAACCCUUUCCCAGGCUUUAUUUACUAUGGCCUCUAUAGGGAAAUAAAUGACUUGACAAACCGUUUAUUCAGUUUCAAUUGCUAGGGGUCCUGAUGUUUAUAUACACAUGAAUUCAACAAACCUAGAUUAUAACUUCAAACUAGAUAUUGUUCAAUCAAGCAAUAUGUGUCUGUAUCACAAUAUACCAUUUAACGUUUAUAACACUAUUAAAUGAACACUAUAGUGUUAGGAAAAUAAAAUACUAUAGUGCGCCCCCCUCAUUUAUCCCCUGAUAAAAGGUUAAUAGACUUUUUUUUUUUUUUUACUUUUCCACUUACCUGAUUUCCUGCACUUAUGUCCCUCGGUGCCAGGUCUGGCUUUGCCAAAGUCACAAUGGUUAGGAAUGCGCAUUGAACACCAAGAUGCUUUCAAGAUGCUGGACAUGAGGUUGUCCAGCUUUGUUUCACACAGUAUAACUCAAUAAAACAUCAGGAAGGGUCAUGAGUGGCUGUUUGGUAGACAUCUGCUACCAAAACUGCAAUAAUUAACAUUGCAGGGUUAAGGGGACAGGGACACUGCACCCAGACCACUUCAAUGAGUAAUCUGCUACCUGGUAGAUGAGUUUCAUUCCUGUGUAUAUUGCUGACACCUGACCACUUGCUGUAUAUUAAAGAAAAAGAGCUGUUUUUAGAAUGUAUAGAAUCGAUCUCUAAUACUCAUGUGUAAUAGGUUUGCUCACACUUCCAUAAUUACCAGUUUACUCUAUACUGUUCAGCCGCUCUUCUCCCUCACUCACUCACUCCCUUCCUUUUUUUUUUUUUUUGCUAUUUGCUUAAGUGUGUUUUAGUGCGGUUAAUGGCACCUUCAUCAGAGGGUCCCUAUAGUACUUUUUUCACUUUUAGUUUGUCGUGUUUCUGUUGUUGAAAACUGAGGGUUCAUAUAUGUGCCAAAAAUAAGGUAUGGAGAAGAGCAGCUGAUCAGCAUAGGCUCAACUUUGAUACGUUGUGAGGAAGUGUGAGCAAACCUAGUAUAGGUGAGUGUAUUAGAGAGCUAUUAUAUUAAAGGGACACUAUAAUCAUUAGAACAACUACAGCUUAUUGAAUUUAUUCUGGUGAGUAUAAUUAUUCCCUUCAGGCUUUUUGUAGUAAAUACUAUCUUUUCAGAGAAAAUGCAGUGUUUACAAUACAGUCUAGUGAUCACUCCGCUGGCCUCCCCUUAGAUGGCUACUAGAGGUGCUGCACAGUGUGACUGCCGUUCAGUAUCUCCCCCCUCUGCAUGGAGACCCUGAAUUUUUCUCAUUGCAUCUCUGUGAGGAAAUGCUGAUUGACUAGGGCUAUGUUUGACUGGUGCUGGCUCUGCCCCUUCUCUUCCUCCUUGACGGUCUCCUUUCCUACCGGAAAGCAUUGUGAUUGGCUUAAAAAAACCAUUUUUGAUGAUGUUUGCUAUACAGGCAGAUCAGGGACCGAGCCAGAAGCAGAGAGGAAUCAAUGUAAGAUUUUACUAUAUUUAGGAGGGGGGCGGUGAGAGGUGCUAGAUUGUGGUCUUAAAACUAAAGGGUCAGGAAUACAUAUGUGUGUUCCUAACACUAUAGUGUUCCUUUAAUAAUAUUGGUUUGUUGAAAUUCAUGUGUAUAGUAUAAACAUCAGGACACCUAGCAACUGAAAUUUAAUACAGCAUGGGAAUAGGUAUCUCUGAUGUGAAAGUAUAAACUGUGAAACUGAAACAUUUUGGUUACACAGGGUGACACAAGCCAAUUAUUGUAUAUACUUUGUAUCUUUUUGAAUUCUAAUUUGCUUCUGAUAAAACUUCCACCUUAAAAUACAUUUUCCAUACUAGCAUAGAGAAACUUUAAACGUCAGACUUUUUUCUUUCAUUCCUUUUCAGUUUAUUAAGUUCUGGGUUAAACCCUUCCUUUACUAGUGCAAGUGCUGUGUUGGAUCUUACUUUUUUUUAUUUUAUUUUUAUUUUGUUACAUCGAGCAUUGUGCCCUAAUAUCAGUAACUAUGUUCCAUUGCUCCAUAGUCCACUACAAUCUCCUGUUCAACUGCAUUUCUGAAGUUGGAAGACCAUUCAGCACCAACAUCAGAGAGCCACUUGAUUUACACUCCUGUAACAUUGUGUUUAAACAAUGCUUUAAUUAUGCAAAACUCAAAAUGGAGCAAAGCAAAAUAUAACCUCCUAAUAUAAAUGCAAACAGAUAUAUAAAAUAGCAUAUUGCCUUCACCAAGUCAAUAAACAAGGGAUUUUGCUGUAUGCACUCAUCGUAUUAGUAUGGUUUCCACAUCUUUAAUUUUACAUUUUCCUUAUCAUAUCCAUAAAUUGUAAGCCAGAUGGGUAACUGAAAAGGUAUUACUUUAAAUAGUUAAAAUAAUUUUAUGUCCAAAGCUAUAUGUGCUAUUAUUGUAAUGCUGCUCAUUUACCCUUUUUAUAUACUGCUCAAAUGUUGCAGCCCACAUUUUGUAGUUAACAAGGGCGUGUAUCUCUGUAAUGUAAACAUGACUACCGUUUUAAUAUCAAAACUCCCGGAAGCGCCCCUAGAGGAUGCCAUAGUACUGCAAUGCAAACAAUGAGAUGAAUUGGUCUGUGUGCCUAUAGUGUCCAUUUAAAGGACCACUACAGUGCCAGGAAAACAAACAAUUUUUCCUGGCACUAUAGUGUUAAUAGGUCCGUCCCACACCUGCCGGGCUCUAGUGGGAGGAAGGGGUUAAACACUUGCCUUUCUCCAGCGCCGGGCUCGCUUGGCGCUGGGGACCCCCUUCCGACGUCAUCCGCUGAAUGCGCAUUCAGUCAGUCAAUAGGAAAGCAUUUCUCAAUGCUUUCCUAUGGACGCUGGUGUCUUCUCCCUGUGAAAAUUACAGGGAGAAGCGCCUCUAGCGGCUGUCAAUGAGACAGCCACUAGAGGCUGGAUUAACCCAUAUGUAAACAUGCAGUUUCUCUGAAACUAUGUUUACAGCAGGCAGGGUUAAACCUAGAUGGACCUGUCACCCAGACCAUUUCAUUAAGCUGAAGUGGUCUCGGUGCCUAUAGUGGUCCUUUAAGGAUACAAUCUUUAUAAAAUACUCCUAUUGAUUGAAUUUUUUGGAAAUAGUAUCCAGAUACCAUAAGACAAUGCAGGGACUGUUUUGUCUUGUGGUCAAGCCUGAAACUACCAAAAUCGAACAAUAAGCAGAGCUACCAGUAGCUUUCCUGAGCUAAAACAUGAUGUGCAGGGCCAGCUCAUUGGCCGAGUACAUCAGCUGAUCGUCUAGCGGACCCCAAGUUACCAAGUUUUUUGACUACUUGCAUAUGAUUUAAAUAUGUUAUAAAUAAGUCAAUCAAUCGCACACAUUAUCCCGGAUUUUAACUACAGAAUAUGGGAAAGACACGGCAUACAAUUUCUACACCAGAUACUCACCAAUACGGGACUAGCAACCUUCGCCUCAUUACAGGCCUCACAUAAACUCCCAACGGUAGCACAUUAUUCAUACCGCCAAUUAAACUCAUGGUUGCGCAUACAAAUUCAGGAGAAAACAAUCAACACUCAGACACAAAAGAUGACAGAAUUUGAGGAAAUGUAUAUUAGCCCCACACCGCCCCAGAAAGUCAUAUCCUCUAUCUAUACAACACUACCCACAAAAUGCAAACUGCACGAACACAGAUUUAUCAAAGCGUGGGAAACAGAAACCCCAAAAAAAUUUACUGAACCGGAAUGGGAACGCAUGAUCCUAACCCCCAAAUCCUUCACGUUAUGCUCAAAACACAUAGAGCUUGCCAAAAAACUCCUAUAUAGAUGGUACCUUACACCCAUACGACUACACAAAUAUAAUCAAUCCCUUCCAACACACUGCUGGAGAUGCAAAUCAGGCACAGGAACAAUGGCACACAUAUGGUGGACCUGCCCAUACCUGCAACAAUACUGGAAAGACAUAUCCAAAAUCAUCACACACAGUACAGGAUGCACCCUACCUCAUAAUUUGGACAACUAUGUGCUCUUCAAUAUCCCAGAGUCGCUACCUAAACCAGAUAGGUACCUCAUCUUCCAUAUAAAUAUAGUAGCCCUAGGCGCUCUAGCACAAAACUGGCUAUCACAAACUAUACCCUCCAUCCCCAUGUGCAUACAACAAAUAAGCCACGCGGGCCACUUUGAAACCACAAUGAGAAGGCAAACCACUUCUCCCAACAAACCACACAAACAGUACCGAAGAUACUGGGAAAUAGCAUGGGAUAAGUGGGAAACAUACAAAAAUGACACAACAGGGAACCUCCCAUCGUGAGCUGAUGUCGUGAAUGACCUCGACCCACACGAGGCCAGAAUACUUGCCAAAGCAUACCCCACCAGACGGGAAUGCCAAAGUAACUGACCACAAGGAGUACGACCACUCCAUACAACACUAGAGGUCCAAAGGUAAACUUGAAGAGCAACCGAAAUAACCCUCAAAUGACUUCAAGCACAUAUCCAGUCCCCAGGGAAAUUAUGGCAAACAAUACCACUGAAGCAUAGGGUCAGGCCCUAGUUCCCUCCCUCUCAUCUACUCCAAGGGUACGGGAAAAGUAUAUAUCCCAAAGGCCAAUGCACGAAUGUCACUGCCUUGCACGGUUUAACAGUAAUUAUGUGUACUCCAACAAAUGUAAUUACAGAGACUGUAUAUGAUGACUAACUUGUACACACUCUUUAUGGAAUUGCAACUACCCCCCUCCCCACCCCUCCCUUCUUUUUUCUGUAUCCUCAUCCCUAAAGAAUGACAAAACAAUAAAAAUUUGUGGAUUCUCUCCUUUUGUUUACAACAAUAAAAUGCACAGUUUCAAUUCUUAAGGCCAUGCUUUAGAAGAAAAAAAAAAAAGUUUAGGAUGUUGCCUUGUAUUUACUUCACUUUUACUAAAGAAUAGUUUCUUAUAAUUACAAGAUGAGUUAUUAAAUAUUAGGCCAGAAUAACAGGAGAAAUAGCGGUGUCAUCCCAAUAUUUUAAUUGUUCUCCACGUUUUUUCAGUUCAGUGAAUAAUCCAAUCCUGCUAUAAUUUUCAUGUGUUAUAGCAUGUGAAUUACAGUAGUGUGUGCUUUAGUCAAAUUGUAAGUAGAAGUGCACCUAAAGUUAAGUUCAGUGAAUUAGUGCCGUACUCUAGCAUUAAGUUCAUCUAACAACUUAAUAGCAUAAAUAACUGUAUUUAGAUAUUUACAAUUGUUAGUAAAUUUCAGUAGAAAGAUUUUUUUAUUUUUAUUUUUUUUAAUAGUGUCCCUGGCAUUUUAUUUCUAUUUAUUUUUUGCUUUUCCUCUAUGACUGGCACACUUUAUUAUAUCAGCUGAUCUUUCUAAUGUUAAAGUAUUCUGCAUUAUGUGUUUACAACAGCUUUGAAAUGCACAGAGCAAUAGAAAGAUAAGCUUAAACAUAUGGGGCCGCCUGUGCCUACUGUGAUUUAAUUGGCAUACCUGCUAUGUGCAAAUGAGUUACAGCACUUGGCAAUACACUAGAUAUUCACUUCCUGUAUUGCUGCUGAGUUAAAUGUGAUCUGUUAGGCACUGCGGCACAUAUAUGAAAGAUUUCCCCUGUGCCCUAAGAUUUUGCACAAUACCUUCUAUUUUAUAUAAAUCAUAGUUGACAACAUUUCGGGCCCUGGAAAGCUAAAGUUGCUAUAGUAGGUUUUAAACAUACCAAGGGAGUCAAUACAGUGUUAAAGGAAUUAUUAUUUUUUUCAUUACAGAAAAUACAAGAUUUCAUAACCAUAUACCCGGAAGCUAUAAUGUAUGUGUAUGCAUACAUAUGAGUAAAACUCUUUCCAAUGCAUCUCCCAACUAGCCCUCCAUCCACCAAUGUUGCCAUCAUUAAUGGGAUACAAUAAGCAAAUAAAUAAUAAAAAAAUAGAUUUUAGGUGAAUAGAUCAUGCCCAUGCAGCGUCACUAUUCAACUGUCAGCCUUUCAGAGUUGAUUCUUUGUGAACAUCCAUUUGCUGUGUUUUACACAGCCUCUAUGAAAAUAUUUAAUUUACAAACCAAUCUUACAGCACGAUGUGUUAUUAGAAAGUCUUAUCUCCUGCUCUGUUAAUUGAACUUGAAUCAAACACAGGAGGUUGGCAAUUAACAAAGCAUGAGCAAAGAAAUUCUAUAUUAAACAAACUGUGCAAUAAGGGAAGUUAAGAAAUGUGUAGUGAGGCUGAGUUACAGCUAGGGGAAGUGUAGCAUAAACAAAGUAAUUUAACUUCUAAAACUUUUAAGUCCUAUUUAUCGUAAGCAGUAGUUAUCCGAUCAAAUAUUUUGCGUGAGUAAAAGCUAAUGCACUUGACAAAUACUGAUAAACGCAAGGCAUUGCAAAACAGUGUGUUUCAGCAGUUCAGAUUGCAAAUGGACUUGGGUCAAAUUUAUACUAAUUAAAACCAAUAAAUAUCUGGAAAUCUAUUAAUAAACAGGGCUAUACAUUGGACACACAUUUAGGCUGGAAGAAAGGAGAUUUCAUCUAAGGCAAAGAGAAGGUUUUUUUUGUUUUUGUUUGUUUGUUUUACAGCAAUAGCAAUAAGGAUAUGAAAUUUCUGCCUGAAGAGGUGGUUUUAUCAGAGUCCAUACAGAUGUUUAAACUGAAAUUGGAUAAAUACUUGCAAAAACAUAACAUACAGAGAUAUAAUUUCUAGUGGGGUAAAAGCUGAUUGAUCCAAGGAGACAUCUGACUGCUAUUUUGGGGUCAAGAAGGAAUUUAUUCCUAGUUUGUUGCAAAAUUGGAAGCAUUACAGACUAGGUUUUUUGCCUUCUUUUGGAUCAACAGUAAAAACAUAUGUGAGGAAGGCUGAACUUGAUGGGUGCAAGUCUCUUUUCAGCUAUGUAACUAUAUUUGACCUCUCUCACACAGUUGGCAUUAGCCAGGAGAUACACUGGUUAAAGGUGUUCAGUUAUGUUCGUAUUAAAAAAUGUAUACCUGCAUAGCUUAUAUUACACGCAAUCUUUGUAUUUCUAUAAUAAAAAAAAAGUGCAGUUUUCCUUUAAAAUGUUGUCUACUUUUUAAUAUUACCACAUAUUGAUUAUAGUUGUGUUUUUUUUCUUCCCAGAUGAUGAGAAACGUGCUGAGGAGUCUCAGGAUUCACAAAUGGACACACAAAACCCUUAGAACAUUGUGGUGUCCCUAACUGUGCUAUGGAUUUUAGUUGUCCUAGAAAAAUCUACGGGGUAUCUUUUUUUUAAACGUUUUUGUAAAAGUUUUCGUUUUCACAGCACCAGCGUCUUAUUCGUUUGGAAUUUUAUAUUUCCCAUUGGUACACAUUCGGCCCCUCAGGGUUGUGUAUCCCAUAUCAUCACGCACAAUAAACAGAAUAUUUGGAACAUAAGUUUUGAAUGAAAAUAAAAUUCCUGGUGGAUUAAACAUGAUGUGUUUUGAGUUAUUCAAUAUUAAAAUGAGAUGUUUAACUUGUGCGUUUUAGUUUUGUUAUUUCACCUGUCAAUUCACCUGAAAUCUAAAACUUUCUACGCAUUUAUGCU
This is a messenger RNA of Pelobates cultripes (western spadefoot toad), 21384 nucleotides long. NCBI's taxonomy places the organism in Eukaryota, Metazoa, Chordata, Amphibia, Anura, Pelobatidae. The record is from the annotation of a GenBank genome assembly.